GAAACAUCAACCCACAGACAGACAGACACACAGACAGACAGACACAUCCAUCCAUACGUGCGAGAGGAAGAGGAUUGCAUCCUUCACACUGAAAGUGGCGACAGGAUGAACCGAAAAAACAGACGAUGGCUGUUCCACAUUUUUCUCUGCGUGGGAAUCGUUUACCUAAAGAUAGGUGGCUUCUCCUCGGUGGUGGCUCUGGGAGCGAACAUUAUCUGCAGUAAGAUUCCGGGCUUGGCGCCCCGUCAGCGGGCCAUUUGUCAGAGCCGGCCGGACGCCAUCAUUGUCAUCGGGGAAGGAGCUCAGUUGGGCAUCAACGAGUGUCAGUUCCAGUUCCGUUACGGCCGCUGGAACUGCUCAGCGCUGGGCGAGAGGACCGUGUUCGGGAAAGAACUCCUCGUGGGGAGCAGGGAAGCGGCUUUCACCUACGCUAUCAUCGCGGCCGGAGUGGCCCACGCCAUCACGGCGGCCUGCACCCAGGGCAAGCUGGGAGACUGCGGCUGCGACAAGGAGAAGCAAGGCAGCUACAACCAGAAGGAGGGCUGGAAGUGGGGGGGCUGCUCAGCCGACAUCAGGUACGGGAUCGGCUUCUCCAAGGUCUUCGUGGAUGCCAGAGAGAUCAAGCAGAACGCCAGGACCCUGAUGAACCUGCACAACAACGAAGCCGGGCGCAAGAUCCUGGAGAGGAACAUGCCGUUGGAAUGCAAGUGUCACGGGGUCUCAGGGUCGUGCACCACCAAAACCUGCUGGACCACCCUCCCCAAAUUUAGGGAGCUGGGCUAUGUCCUGAAGGACAAAUACAAUGAGGCUGUGCAAGUGGAGCCGGUGAAGACAAACCGCAACAAGAGGCCGGCCUUCCUGAAGAUCAAGAAGCCCAUGUCCUACCGCAAGCCCAUGGGGACUGACUUGGUGUACAUAGAGAGGUCUCCCAACUACUGCGAGGAGGACCCCAUCACUGGCAGCGUCGGGACCCAGGGGCGGAUGUGCAACAAGACGUCCCUGCAGAAUAACAGCUGUGACUUGAUGUGCUGUGGCCGAGGCUACAACACUCACCAGUACUCCAGGAUCUGGCAGUGUAACUGCAAGUUCCAUUGGUGCUGUUACGUCAAGUGCAACACCUGUAGCGAAAGGACUGAAGUCUACACGUGUAAGUGAGAGUGAAGCCUCUGCGCUCUCCCCCGGGGCCUGAGAGAGACUCACACCCUCCACCCAUUGGCGUGGGGGUGGGGGGGGGUGGGGGUAAAGAGACUGAUUGCACACCGUUUGCACAAGUGUCUCGACCUGACUGACUAACUGACUGACUGAUGGACGGACGAGAGUUGGCUCAAAUUGACCCCCACCCCCCACCUCGUCGCCCUUCGAUCGAAUUUCAAAAAAAGGUUCGUCCCCGAUAAAACGUCACCGCGUCUUUUUGGAGUUUCGAAUGGAUUACAAAGGAAAACAAACAAGAAAACAAACAAACAAACAAACAAACAACCCCCUAAACUCCACCAUCUCGUAAAUCAGCCGCACAGAAUUCACAACACUUCAAACCGACGUUUCACUUGACGCGUAGCUGGCGAAGAGAAAUCCAGAGCGAAAGAAGCGUCGGAACAGCCCAGGGAGGGUAACUUGGCUCGAAGC
Molecule: messenger RNA, 1623 nt
Organism: Callorhinchus milii (elephant shark)
Lineage: Eukaryota; Metazoa; Chordata; Chondrichthyes; Chimaeriformes; Callorhinchidae
Gene: wnt7aa
Product: wingless-type MMTV integration site family, member 7Aa
Exons: 4
Coding region: 106-1155 (349 amino acids)
Biological process (GO): cell fate commitment; canonical Wnt signaling pathway; multicellular organism development
Cellular component (GO): extracellular region
Molecular function (GO): cytokine activity; frizzled binding
Source: RefSeq, a predicted model, not a curated record